AGAGAGAGAGUAAAAACUGAGCUUCAUCGGCUGGACUUCAGCAGUUUGAUCUCGAUGAAGCAGAAGUCAGUCGUCUCCUCUCGUUUGGAGGGAUUUAAUUCAGACAGAAAAACCAAACAGAUUUUCACCAAAUUCAUCCGAGAACCUCCAACACCUUCUCCAUUCUCUGCUGGUCCACGCUGACCUCAAGAUGGAGAACCUCUAGAGCCUCCAAAGCUGAUUCUGGAGUCAGAGCACAGGGGUUCCAGAAAGAGCUCUGGAACCAGAUAAGGUUCUGGAACUUGUGUAGGAAUACAUUCAGUAAAAGGAGCAGGUUCUAAACUGGGUUUUAAAGCUGCUUUAACUUCUCAAAAUACUGCAGGUUCCAAAGUUUGCUCUAGACUUACGGUGGGUUCAGGAACAGUCACCAGGAUGGUUUCUGGGGACACAAAAGUGGAUUCAGCAGAGGGUUCUGGAAUCAAAGUGGGUUCUAGAAAUUCCUUCAUGUCCAAGAUGUUUACUGUGCUGCUGGCUGUCUGGUUUUUGGUGUUUGUCCAUCCGGUUGGUUGCCACAGAAACUCAUCUGAGACGUCAGAUCUGAUGAUGUCAAAUCUGGCUGAUUUCCAAGGCACUGACCCACCUCCUGAGCCGGGGCCGGAUCAUCUCAUCCAGACCUCAGACAGAGAGCCACAUCUGGCGCAAGAGACGGUGAACAAGGCCCCAUCCUCACUGGAAAAAGCAAAGUCAAAACGUGUGAGCAAACUGGAACUCAAACAUGAAAGAAAGCCUCCGCCUCAAUCAUUCCCCUCCAACUCCUCCGUGGUGGUUCAUACGCGCCCGGUGUCGCCCCCGAGCUGCCUGCAGGGCACAUCAAUAAAAAAAGCCUUCAAGUACAUCAACACGGUGCUGUCUUGUCUUAUAUUUGCUGUGGGAAUCAUUGGAAAUGCCACCCUGCUCAGGAUUAUCUACCAAAAUAAAAGCAUGAGGAAUGGACCCAAUGCUCUGAUAGCCAGUCUGGCCCUGGGAGACCUGAUAUACAUCGCCAUUGACAUACCAAUCAACGUCUACAAGCUCCUGGCGAUGCGGUGGCCGUUUGCAGACAGUGUGUUUGGUCUGUUCCUCUGCAAGCUGUUUCCCUUCCUGCAGAAAGCUUCAGCCGGCAUCACCGUCCUCAACCUGUGCGCUCUGAGCGUGGACAGGUAUCGUGCGGUGGCGACCUGGUCACGGGUGCAGGGCACAGGUGUUCCCACGGUGAAAGCGGUGGAGAUCGUGGUGAUCUGGCUGCUGUCCAUGCUGCUGGCCGUGCCGGAGGCCAUCGGCUUCGACAUGGUCACCUUCGACUACAAGAACGUUACCAUGACAACCUGCAUGCUGCAGCCCAAAACGCCCUUCAUGACUUUCUACCGGGAUGCGAAGGACUGGUGGCUGUUUGGCUUCUACUUCUGCGUUCCUCUCACCUGUUCCGCUGUUUUCUACCGCCUGAUGACCUGGGAGAUGCUCAGACACCAGAAGGGAAGUCUGAGGAUCGCGCUGAGCGAACACCUGAAACAGCGCAGAGAAGUAGCUAAAGCCGUGUUCUGCCUGGUGUUGAUCUUUGCUCUGUGCUGGUUUCCACUUCAUCUGAGUCGCCUGCUGAAGAGGACCGUCUACAAAUCCCACGAUGCACACCGCUGCGAACUGCUCAACUUCCUGUUGAUGCUCGACUACUUCAGCAUCAACAUGGCAACCAUCAACUCCUGCAUCAAUCCCAUAAUCCUCUACUUUGUCUCCAAGAAGUUCAAGAACUGCUUCAAGUCCUGUCUGUGUUGUUGGUGUUAUUCUGGCUCUCUCUCCAACAGUAUGCUGCCUCUGCACCAUGGGACGAGCCAGCAGUACAAACACAGUGACCACUGAGAGAGAGAGAGAGAGUCCACGUCUUCAUCUUCAUCAGCCAAUCAGCCGGCCUGAACACAGACAUCAAACAGCCACACUGAGCAGCACUGCGGUGACACUCUGUGAUAACAGAUGACCACCACAUCCAUCCUCUGAUGUUUAGUUUUUACCUUUUCAUACUGUAUUUAUUCAGUUAUAAAUAUUAUAUUCUAUUACAGACUGAUUAUUGUAUGGUGAUAUAUUAAAUACUAUAUGGACAAAAGUAUGCGGACAAACACUUUCUUGUUCUUGUGGUUUGGGGCUGUUUUACAGUGAAGUGAAGUCUUAAUUCUGCAGCUCACAAUGGCUUGUGCACAAUAGUGUAGUUUCACCUUUUGGGCAACAGUUUCCUGUUUCAACAUGACAGUUUUAUUUAGAUUAUUAUCAUUAAACUUUUAUUUAACCAGGUAACUCUCAUCAUCACAAAGUAGCAGUAUGACAGUGUUGUCAUAAACCAAAACAUGCAGCAUCAUCUUACAGAACAGAGUUUCAAACCCCACGCAGAGGCCCUCAUGCACGAGGCGGCUCCAUGACGAAAUGUUUUUCCCCAGUUUAGUGUGUUUGAACCUGAUUGACCUCAACUCCAUCCAUCACCUCUGGGAUGGCUUGGACCGGACUAUGAGCCAGACCUCAUCAUCAAACAUCAGUGUUGAACCUCACUGAUGCUCUUGUUGCUGAAUGGGAGCCAAUCCCUACAGCAGGUUCAACAUCUGGUGGAAAGCCUGACACCGGAAGCGUGGAGGCUGUUAACGCAGCAGAUUAACUAAUAUACAUGUAUACAUAUAAAGUACAUGUAAUGUUUGGGUGUCCACUUACUUUAGGCCAUGCAGUGUAUUUAUUAGUGUGUUUUAUAUGUAGAAUACUCCAGUGCAGCUCCAGCUGUAAAGAAACAAGUCUAAAGCCUGAAAGUGCACUAGCAGCCCCUAGAGGCAGAAGUCUUCAUUACAUCCCACAAUAUGAAACUGCAGACAGAGUGAACAACAUAUCAUACAACAGGUCAUUUUUCUGUCUGUUCAGCUUUUGACUGAAUAUUUCCUAAUGAUGGUGCUAUUGUCAGGGAGUCACCAUCAACAAUAGAACUCAUCAUAUCUGAGCAUCAGGAAGUGGAGGGAACUAAUGGUCUGACAUCACAGAUCGCUCUGAAUUAUUCAUUUGUUUUUAUUUUUGUAGUUAUACAUUUGUAUUUAUCAAUAAAACUUCAUUCUCAAAGGUC
Chelmon rostratus (copperband butterflyfish) is the source of this 3103-nucleotide messenger RNA. Its product is annotated as endothelin receptor type B-like. The transcript has 8 exons. The record is from RefSeq and is a predicted model, not a curated record. Gene Ontology annotation, molecular function: endothelin receptor activity. Lineage: Eukaryota; Metazoa; Chordata; Actinopteri; Chaetodontiformes; Chaetodontidae. Gene Ontology annotation, cellular component: membrane. The coding region runs from base 412 to 1872 and encodes 486 amino acids. Gene Ontology annotation, biological process: enteric nervous system development; G protein-coupled receptor signaling pathway; vasoconstriction.